Molecule: messenger RNA, 237 nt
Organism: Adineta ricciae
Lineage: Eukaryota; Metazoa; Rotifera; Eurotatoria; Adinetida; Adinetidae
Source: the annotation of a GenBank genome assembly
AUGAGCGACAAAGAACCUUUACUACAGACAUCAUUGCAAUCAGCCGUCAGUAGUGACGAUGGAAAUCAUGGUAAUCAAGACGGUAAACAAACGUUAUCGGGCAGUGUAUCCAAUUGGCUUCGAAGUCUUUAUGCUCGAGAAGAUGUGCGAAAACAUGACCAACUAGUUGAUAAUACUGAAGCAGAUGAUGUUGACGAGAAUUCUUUAAUGGGAAUUAUCCAACUAGUCUUGCGCUAG